CAUCACUUAAAGACCGGAUAGCACUAAACAUGCGGAAUGCCCCAGGGACCUGAGUUCUUCCUGAUGCUCUUUGAGGACUCAAACACCUCCCCUGGGUCAGACUUACUCUAACACCAGAUGACCAACCGCUCAGUGAUAGUUCAUUAAACGAGGCCCUCAUAAAGCUGCAGGCACUGACGCUAUUCCAGGACAGGAGCCAUUCUCUAAUCAGUGAACUCUCGGUUAACCCAUUCAGCAGCGCCACACUGUGAUGCUCCUAGCUGCCUUUUCUACUCGUCUCAAGAGAGCCACCAAGUUAAAUUACAUUCCUUUACUCUGAAGGCUCUAGCGGACCUCUUUUGAGUUAUCGACCCAGCAUGCUGGAGUGGCUUGAGGAGAGCUUCGGCACAUAUCCUGCGGGGACCCACUGCUUUUUAUUAGAGGAAGGACAUAAUCGAGGACACCUGUUCAGACGGCGCAAAAUGAGGCAGCGCAGACGUGGGCAGAGUGUGGGGGUAUAGGAAGAGGAGAGAGCGGGAGGGUAGGUAGUAGUGUGUGUGAGGCUGUCAGACAGCAUGGUCUGGGUCUGAGGACAGCACUGGAAGACAAAACAGCCGCCUACUGAACUCCAUGUAGACCAGAGUGGUGCCAUCCACAGAUCACCUGGACCUGUUCACUCAUCAGCACCCACCCAAGACAACACCUGCCUGUUUUAGAAGUAAGCGGAGUAGGACCAGGGAGGUGGGUCUGUUUAUAUUCUUUUUCUUUUAUUAUUUUCUCAGUUUUUUUGGUUUUUGGAGUUGGCUCCUGGCUGGACCGCAUGCAUGACACAACGCAAAGGCGAGAAACCCACCAUCAGCAUCCAGGAGCACAUGGCCAUUGACGUGUGCCCUGGCCCCAUCCAGCCCAUCAAGCAGAUCUCUGACUACUUUCCCCGGUACCCACGGGGCCUUCCCCCUGCUCUGCCCCACGUUGGGCCCCUCCGCUCUGCCCUCUCCACCUCCUCAGCUUCUGCCUCCACGACUGCUGCUGCUGAGAGUGACCGCCCCAAUGAGGAUAACCCAGACCGGGCUCUUGCCGGAGCCUCCGCCUCCUUACAGGCCACCAAAAAGGACGAGGAGCCUGAUGUGGAGGGAUACGACUCAGAUGACUCCACUACACUGGGAACCUUGGAAUUCAGUUUGCUGUACGACCAGGAGAACAAUGCACUGCACUGCACCAUUAACAAAGCCAAGGGGCUCAAGCCAAUGGACCACAAUGGGCUGUCAGAUCCCUACGUCAAGUUGCACCUACUGCCCGGCGCCAGCAAGGCCAAUAAACUCAGAACCAAGACCCUGCACAAUACACUCAACCCAGUCUGGAAUGAGACCCUGACCUACUACGGCAUCACUGAUGAGGAUAUGGUCCGCAAGACACUCAGGAUUUCAGUGUGUGAUGAGGACAAAUUCCGCCACAACGAGUUCAUCGGGGAAACGCGAAUCCCUCUCAAGAAGCUGAAGCCCAAUCAAACCAAGAAUUUCAACAACUGCCUGGAGAAACAGUUACCUGUCAAGACGGAAGACAAGUCUCUGGAGGAACGUGGACGAAUCAUGAUUUCUCUGAAGUACAACACCCAGAAGUCUUGCCUGGUAGUGGGCAUCAUACGCUGUGCUCACCUUGCCGCCAUGGAUGCCAACGGCUUCUCCGACCCCUACGUCAAAACGUAUCUGAAGCCAGACGAGAACAAAAAGUCAAAGCACAAGACUGCUGUGAAAAAGAAGACGCUCAAUCCUGAGUUCAAUGAGGAGUUCUGUUAUGACAUAAAAUAUGCAGACCUCACCAAAAAGACCUUGGAGGUGACCGUAUGGGACUACGACAUUGGAAAGUCGAAUGACUUCAUAGGUGGUGUAUCUCUGGGUAUCAAUGCAAAUGGAGAAAGGCUCAAGCACUGGUUUGACUGCCUCAAAAACAAGGACAAAAAAAUUGAACGCUGGCACACGUUGACCAAUGAAUUACCUGGUUCAUUAAAUGACUGAACGCACACAUCCUUCGUCCAACCUGUUCGCCGGCUGCACCAGGACUCCCGCAUCCUCCCCGUCCUCUCCGCCCAGGUCGUCUUCUCUGGGUCGCCCUCGUGUUGCCCGCAUCGACCUGAGACGCCUCUCUUUGGGAAUACACAGUAUUUCCUCUCCACAGGGCUGAGCUUAAAACAUACACAUCUCAUGUUUGUGUUCAACAACACUUUCACACAUACAGAAAGGAGGUUGCACAGCUGCUCAUUUCAUGUUUUUCAGAGAAAUUCAAUCCACAAGAUGACUGACAGGGAUUGUAGUGUUGACUUUAAAGGAUUCCUGUAUGAACGGUGGAAGAUAAAAGAAGCAAAGUCUAUUUGAUGAGAUCUUUUACAGCAGUUAAAGAAUUUCCACUAAUCCAUAAAGCUGCACAGGAAAACCCUCAUGAUUUCAAUUUCAUGGCUAUGAGCAGAGUCUUAGGAUUUAAAGUAGUGGAUACACUAACAAAGGAUGUAGCAAAUAUUUCGUAUCAUUAACACAAGUUCUAGAUUUGGAGCAUAUAUUUUCCAUUUGGGCAGAUGAGAGCAAUGCCACAGAGACUUUGUGUAGUUUAUGGAGAACAGUCUUUAAAACCGGCUGCAGGUUGAGGUCUCAUUAUGCUUCAAACAAACUGUCUAACCAUGACUCUCUGUAAUGAAAACCGCUGUUUUGUUUGUUUGAUAGAGUUAAUAGUGAAGCUUGUGUAAAGGCAAAAACUCCACAGAGAAAGAAAGCUGGGCUCCGGCAAGAGUUGCCUAUAGCUACUUUAUAUUGUAAGCCAAAUAAUCUACAAUAAUAAACAGCAGCCUCUAACAAUCAGAAGGCCCCCAAUGUGCAAGCAGAGUGACACAAGCGAGAGUGGGAAGGAAGAACUCCCUUUAAACAGGAAGGAACCAGAGAUUAAUGAGUAAAUGCAAAGUGGUCUGUAAACACACACAGAGUGAGUCUUAAGUAGAAAGGAGUUACAACGCCCUCCAAUACUCACUAACUUUAUUCUGUAAAGGUAGUUUUAGUUAUUUUAAACCAUAAGUUGAUAAAAUAAUCUUUGCUCAUGCAGCCAAAACAUUAUUGUCUGCAGUUUUAAAGCAGAAAACUUUUUUUAAAUUGUGGUUUUUACUUGUUAAGAAAGAUAUUGCAAACAAUAUCAACCUGCUAGCAUCAUAUUAAUCCUUAUGUGGCCAGUUUAAAGAAUAUAGUUACAUUUGAAGGAUCAAUAUGUCUAAAUUACAACAAAAAAGUAUACUUUCAUAGCCUCCACCAUCUAUUUGGAUUCAGCUGUAGACUGAUGUAUGCUGAUAUUAGCACCACAGCACCAGAUGGCUAGUCAUCUAUCCAUUUGUUUUUUCAUGCUUAUCCAACUACGAGUCACAUUGGAGCUGGGCUGGGUACACCCUGGACCCUUCGUGUUAGUCCAUCAUAGGCCUAACAUGAAGAGACAGUCACACGCUCCCCAAUUAACCUAGCGUGCAUUUCUGUGGGCUCACACAGACAGGGAGAACAUGCAAACUCCACACAGAAAGGCCCCAGCAUGCCACCCCUGGUGAUAUAUUGAAUGCAAUCGGACCCCAUCCUGCUUUAAUUAGAUUCCCCUCUGACUGUGUUUCCUGUCUGUCAUAUGUUUUGGGAUAUCAGCAACGAUGGAUAGCUGAAUGCAAGACUCCUGCCGUGCAGUUGUCAUUCGAAAGUGUAUCAUUCACUUUCACCGUGACAGAGAGUGAUGAUCAUAUGAAAGGUUCGGCUUUGGAAGAUGUGGGUGAGAAACUUGAGAAAGAUCCAGAUUCCAGUGUGGCAGAUCAUGGGCAACAAAGAAUCUAAAUAGUAUAACAGAAGAAAAGGCCCAAAGGUGGUGCAUCAGGUCUGAAUUGAGCUUUUUUCACAUUCAUUGGGCUUUGCACUGUAAAAUUCAGUUAAAACAGAGUUACCUUUACCUCCCAAAGAGUCUGAGGAAGAACAUUUAGCAGAAACGGCCUCACCUCUAGUGUUUUUCUUCACACGCUAAUGUUUUUUAGCCGCAACAACAGAAUCGUAUUUCUUGCCAAAUUCACUAUAGUGAAAUUCAAGGGAAAUGGUCGUCGUUUUGAGGGUGUGGAGAAGAUCCAGCGAGCAUAUCAAAUACAGUGUCUACAAAAUGUCCUGGAAGCAGUGCAGUGAUUCAGAAGGAGACAAACUUAGAGGGGGACAGAUGUGUUUAAACCAGGCAUGUACAAUGUGUCUGUGUAGGUUCUUAGUCAUGCAGGUCACAUUAGUGUAGAAAGCCUGAAAAAAGAGACAACUAGACUUCUUUAAAUUUGUAAUGAUGUUUGACUUCAAUAGGUCACAUGAUGGUCACAUGAUGGGUUGGGGCACAGUAUGAUGGUACCGACCCUCAUGUGACUCGUGAUAAAUCACAUGACCUUUUCCUUUUAGAAUUGAAGAAGCAUUUUUGGAUGAAAGGUGAAGCGUCUUCACAAACCUAAAGAAGUCCAGUUACCCUUUUUUUAAAGCUCUUUAGACUUUUUAGCUACAUUGUUGAAGAGGCACGUGUAAACAACAAGGUUAAUAUGGCUGCUACAUAUAAUUAUAUAAAAAUGGGAUCGUUGUUUGAAGCAUGUUGAGGCCUUGAUACGCAGUAGCACAACUGGAGCAACCACCCUAACCCGUCCCUGAAAUCUAAGGCACACUGGGUUACUAAGGUAACAAAGUCUGGCUUUAAAGCCAUGUAAAAAUGUUAUAACUGAUGCUCUCCUUUAGGGUUAAAGCAAGAGGUUAAAGAACUAAUUCGCAAACGUUUAGCGUAAAUUCCUUCUUAAGGCUUCUUUACAGCAGUUGUUCAUGGCAUACCAAACACAGACUCCCUGCGUGUUUCUGUAUGAGACGUGACAAAAUGUCACCAACUAUGUGGACCAACCACCGAUUACUCAGUUCAGCCCGUCAUCUGCUGACUUUUGUGGUCGAGGGUCGAGGCUCUGCAAGUGUUUGUUGCAUUCAGUCAUCCCAUCCAGACAUCAAAAAAGCAGAAAAACUGAAACCAGUACGCGUUAUAAUAUAAUUGAGAGGUGAAUCAUGGGUACAAGGCCGCAGCGCUGUUUUCAAUCAGCUGGAUUUUAAGUUUGAGAUUUCUUAAGAGUGAAAGAAAAUGGGUUCAAACGUCAAGGGCAUGAUUAAAUUUCUUUCAAACUGCAAACAGCAAAGUGCCCCUGAGUCAAUCUGAGGCAGAUGGUCACUUGGACAAGUGCAAAAAAGCAGAAUAAUAAUGAUACUGUGGGGUUUUGUGAUUAUCCAGGAGCUGCAUCGAUAUGAAUAUAGGCAGAAAAAUCUCAUUGUUCUGAUGCUCUGUGGAUAUAUUUCAUGCAGAAAAUAGGAAACAUCCACAGUCGCUGUGUGCAGCCGUCACGCCACACAGCGUGCUUCAGUGUUGGAAAGCUGAGUGCAGCUGUAAUCAACAACAGAAAGAAGUUCAGUGGGUGACCCGUCUGGUGAAAAUCACUUGUUGAGCCACAAUGCCACCUGAUUGGGAAGCUCUAUUGUGUGUGUGUGCGCAUGUGUGUGCAGCUUAUUGUUUACACUACUGAAAAUGAGUUUUGCUGAUGGCAUUUUCAGCUGGAUGAAAAUGUACCUGCUGUUUGUGAAAAGGGCCGAAUUUCAAAAACAGAAAGUUUACAUCAAAUGUUUAAAAAGAGAAAAAAGAGAAAUUAAAACACUAAAAGCAUGUAUUGUUUACAACAGCCUAUUCCUGCUGAAGUUCAAGUUUGCUGCUGAACGGGCAAACGCGCCCCCUUUGGCUGAAGUCACUGCGGUCGUUCAGUCGUGCAAUGCGAGCUUCGCUAAGACGGGCACGGAUGAGAAGGGCAGCAUUUUUAAUAUACUAGCAGUGUAUGUGUAUUGUUACUAUAUUGUUGUUUUUUUAUGUGAGCACCUCCACUAGAAAUGUAUCAAACAGAAUGUACAUGUUUAACCCCUUCUAUUCCACAGUAAGUCCUGCACCUUAGUGCUCUGUAGUGUUCAUAUUGUUCAUACGUCGGAUCUGAAGCUCUGUGUUUGAGCACACGUAUCUGGGAAUAGAGAUGGUUGAACUCACUCCCCUGCAGCGGACUACCAGGGCUUAUCUCACUCAAAUUAUUCUAAGUGAGUUAACAUUUUACUUUGAAUGACUUAUGAUUGUUUUAAUUUUAAUAUUUUAUGUCAAAGUGGACCUACUAUGCUUUUCCUUACUUUCUGGUACAUGCAUACUGUGACAGAAAGCAAGGAUUAAUUAAUUAUUAAUUAAUAGUCAAAGGUUCAAAUACUGAGCCCAGCAUAUGUGCAGGUAAUUUCUGUGAGCCAAUUUCAUUCCUGUUUUUCAGGAAAGUAUGAUGUGACAUCAUUCUGGGGUAAAGAGAGUAUGUCCCGAAUAUGGUCACUGGGCGCACACAGCUCUGGUUGUGUGAUUGAAGGGGAAGCCAAUCAGAUGUGAGCUGGUCUUAAAAUAUUGGGGUUUUUUUUAAGUGUUUCUGAUAUUCCAAACUCCGGGAGAACUAUAUUAUCACUUUUUUUAAUCAGUCAUUAUAGAUAAAAACAGAUCUAAGUUAUAUUUUACUAAGUGUUAGCAUGUUAGCUAACUCUUGCUUAUUUGUUUGACCUGCAAAUUUUCAUUCAACUUAGAUGCACGUCAUUUUGUCUUGUGGUCAGUGGCUCUGUGCCCUACAAGUGAGCCCUGCCCCUCAUUUUGAGAACCACUGGCUCAACAGACUGGCAUGUUUGUGCCUUGGUCCCAUACAGCAGUGGUCCCCAACCCCCGGGCAUGAAAUGGUUUUCAGGCUUUUUAUCGUUUUUAGCAUUAUUUUUUGAUCGUUUUUUUCGUUAACUCAGUUUCCAUGGGUCUUUUUCUGUGUGUUAUGAAUAAAUCUUCUUUUCUUUUUUUUGUUACCGGUACUGGUUUUGUUUUGUUGUAUUUAUCCGCAACACCUUAAAGGCCGGUCCGUGAAAAUAUUAUCGGCCAUAAACCGGUCCGUGGCGCAAAAAAGGUUGGGGACCACUGCCAUACAGAGCCUACACACAGCUUUUCUGAUUACUGACGACAUGUUGUAGUUGUUCACUGCCACUAGGGGGCAGUGUCACAGAUAA
Molecule: messenger RNA, 7091 nt
Organism: Oreochromis niloticus (Nile tilapia)
Lineage: Eukaryota; Metazoa; Chordata; Actinopteri; Cichliformes; Cichlidae
Gene: doc2b
Product: double C2-like domains, beta
Exons: 12
Coding region: 804-1994 (396 amino acids)
Biological process (GO): spontaneous neurotransmitter secretion; exocytosis; regulation of calcium ion-dependent exocytosis
Cellular component (GO): synapse; membrane
Source: RefSeq, a predicted model, not a curated record